GCAUUUCAACUUUCCUGUCAUGACAAGAUAGUAAACAAGCAAUAAUAGCAAUAAAAUGGCCUAUAAAAUGAAAAAAAUACAAAUGAUCCAGUGGAAACAAUUAAAUCAGACUUCAUAGCAUAGGGGGUGGAGAUGAUCAAACAAUGUAUAGAUUGGUUGCUGCAAAGGAAACAUAUAAUCAACAACUUUGCAAUCAAUAAAAAUUGCAAAACAGUUACACAUCUAACUUAUAAAGGAUGAAGGGGUAGCUAGGCACGACGAAGGUGGCCACGUCGCCUUUAAAUCGCGAAUGCCACCGCGUGUUAUUUCCGUGCCCCGCUGAGGGCAUUUUAGUCAUUUCGCAUCCGGGCGUAUAAAAGGCAGCCUCCCCCGUGGAGAAGACCUAGCCGCCGCCUCCCAUCCCACUCGCCUCCCCCUUCUUGUCGCCCUCCUCUCUCUCUCUCUCUCUCUCGCUAACCCCUCUCUCUCCCGAUCGCAUCGGCCGGUUCCGGCGCGUCUCCCCCGCGACCCCAGCCUCCUCUCCUGCUGCCGCCGCCGGAGAAGCUCGCCGCCGAUGCCGGUGACCUAGCCCGCGCGUCUCCCCCUCGACCUCCGCCUCCUCUCCUGCCGCCGCCGCCGUCGGAGAAGCUCGCCUCCGUGCCCACAAGCCUCGGAUUCGGCGGGAUCUGGGACGAGGAGGGGUGGAUGAGACGGGGGAGGAGGAGGAGGAGAGUGUGGGAUGAAGGAAUAUCCCCGCCGCCUCCUCUGCUCCUGCCUCCGCAAGUCGAGGGGGAUGAGCCUGCUCGGGCUCAUCUCCAAGAGCCCCUCGCCGACGCGCCGCCUGCUGUCGCCGACGCCCGUGCCCGCCGACGGGGGCGGCCGAGCGGGUGAGAUCCCGCUGAUCCGGUGGCGGAAGGGCAAGAUGAUCGGCUCCGGCGCGUUCGGGCAGGUCUACCUCGGGAUGGACCUGGACACCGGCGAGCUCCUCACAGUAAAGCAGGUUUUGAACGGGAGCACCAACGCGACCCGGGAGAAGGCCCAAGCGCAUAUAAGAGAACUUGAGGAAGAAGUGAAGCUCCUCAAGAACCUUUCGCACCCCAGUAUUGUGAGGUACCUCGGGACUGUCCGUGAGGAAGACACACUGAAUAUCUUGCUGGAGUUUGUUCCUGGAGGGUCUAUCCAGUCGCUUCUUGGAAAACUCGGUUCAUUCCCGGAGGCAGUCAUUAGGAAGUAUACUAGGCAGAUUUUGCAAGGGUUGGAAUAUCUGCAUAGCAAUGCAAUAAUACAUAGAGACAUUAAGGGUGCAAACAUUCUUGUUGAUAACAAAGGCUGCAUUAAGCUUGCCGAUUUCGGGGCAUCUAAGCAAGUUGCCAAGUUGGUAAGGUUGAUGUUCAAUAUGCUGUUAAGGUCGAGUAUAAUAGCUUGGAAGAAAUAAAACCUUCAUGUGCUUGUCAAGUGAUCAAAACAAUAGUUUACAACAGAAUAGCAAAUGCUAAACCUUUCCUGUCUAAUUAUGCCAUCAGAUUAAGGAUUCUUAUUUAUUGAUCUUGACUACCUGUGUGCAUGAAACAUGAAAGUGUGAGUUUGGUUCCAAGCAAGCUCAUGGUAAAGUGCUCUGCAGGUAUUUGCAUUAUAGUUCCUGCAUAAUCUCUUGGUAAUGAAGCGUUGUCCGGGGCGCUAUCUGGAAUACCAUCUCUUUCUAAUGAAUUUAUGUGUUAGUUGUUGCCUUCUUUCAUUAGAUAGUUCAAAUAAUAAUACAAACGUAUGGAUUUUUGUAAACUGGUAUAUGAUUCAAUAUUAUAUAUUUUAUAAACUGGUAUAUGGUUACCAGAGUCACCUUGCAUAAUUUUUUAAAGGAAGAGUCAACGCAGUCCUGAACUUGCACUAAUAUAUUGUGAUGCUCCUACUUUUUGCAGAACAAUGCAGCAAUGAUAAGAACUAGAAUUAGACUGCAUUGCAUAUAUGUAUAGGUUACCACUUCUUUGCUAUAAUUAUUUGCCAUGUAAAAGCCAAUUCACAUGUCAAAAUAUGCUUUGGAGAUCAGUUUCUUACAAUUUGUAAUAGUGAAACUCUUGCUUCUUUGCCCAUAAUAGAAAAUACACCAAUUUUUUUAUCACCUUAACUUGUCGAUGGCAUACCAUCCUAUCAAAAACCCUCAAUAAUGUCUAAGUCUUUUUUUACCAGCUCUGAGAUAUUACAUAGUGAUGUUCCACAAUUAAGAUUAUUACUGUGAAAAAGAACUAACCUCAUGUACUUUGGUACAGCCUUCACAUAAGAAGUUGUACACUAGAGGGAAGAACAUGAUGUGUGUGUCUGUGUGUGUGUGCGCGUGUGCGUGUGCGUGUGUGUGGGGGGGGGACCCCUGGGCAUGCAUUCUUCACUUGAACAGAUUCAAUAAUUUAUCCCAGUACUCUCUUUGUAUUUUUGUCUUUGAGGGAAUCUAAGAUUUGAUGUAAAUCGGUUUUCCCUUUCAUUUCUUCGUAAGAAUUAUUUUCUGUGCUAUAAUUAUUUAAUGUGGUGCAUCUCUUCUAAUAAUCUUAGCCGACCUGGUUCACUUGUUUUGAUUCGAUUGUUCCAUGGAAUCCCAGGGUCUGAUGAAGCAAGGUGCAGGACACCUCAGGUACCCUGAUCCGACCUCACCACACUCCUCGAGCCAGCCCCUCACGAUUCUUACAAUGUUAUUUCUUCUCUUUCUCUAGAACCGCCUAUGUUUGUGACAGUACACUGGGGCUCAAGCGACAAUGAGCAUGUUGGUGCUUUGAGUGUUUUUCCUUGCGAUGUUCUGCUUGUUCUUGUUUCUUAAUUUUAGUCAGCUUACUUUGGUAAGCUCCUCUUAUGGCAGGUGGGAGGAUCGUUCAGCUGACCAAGUGCAGUAUGACGGUGAUCUCUGAACAGUUGCAAGGAGGCUAAUAACAUGUUAGCUCCUCUUAAUAUCUUGGUUGAUGCCAUCUGUCAGAUUUAGCCCACCGAGUCCCUAUUUUGCAUUUACUUUGCUUCUCUAAAGUUCUCUUCGUGCUGCAAGGAAGAUGCGGGGGUUAGUUGCAUUCCUGCUGCCUUGCUUGAGAUGAAUCCAUUUGGUUCCUUUGCCUUUCAAUUCUGUAACACACCAUCGUAUCUAUUGGUAGGUGUCAUUCUGCUUCUCCUUGCAUGUCUAUUUGUGCGCUUGGGUUGCAGAUCAGGUUACUGACACAUGGAUCGUACAGUUAUUCUAUUACUCAGGGCCCACCCUGGUGGUCACUAUAUCUCUGGGUUAAGCAAGUUGAGCAGGUUAUGCAAGCUACUAUGUAAAAUGCGCACGCAUCACUGCCUAAAAAAAGGUCCAGACAGCAACGACAAGUGCUUACUAUGCUCCAUUAAAGCAGCUAAGAAGAUAAUUUAGUUUGGGUGAAUUUAUUAGUUUAUUAAUUAGCUUGAAGAAGAAAAAUAUUUCAGAACAGUGUGGUCAUAGAGUUAUGUUCAGUUUGGUGCUUUGGGUCAUUCUGGAUAAGUGAUUGGGUAGCGGUUGCUGUUUACUGGCAAGGGAUGGAUUGGUGCAAGUGAGUUUAUGAAAGCCUACUGGAACUGUUCGUGGAAGUAGUUGUAUGAACAUGUUGUGUGCAACUGAACUGAUCUGAUUGGUUAUCUUUGGAAAUCUUCACCUGAUGUGUUGUGCAUUGGUCUGCAUUUAUAUUACUGUUGUAUUUUUAUUUGUCUCUUUUAUGAUAGUUUAAGGUGAAAACAGAGUAUUUAUAAUUGUGACAUGGACUACAGACUUUUCCUAAGUUUUUAGGUGUGAUGGUGGUGGUGUGACCACGAAUUUAUAUGUCUGGAUUAAGUUGAUAGGCCCGCUGUGUUUUAGGCGUGGUGUUCUUCCUUCAAUAAAUUGGCAGAUGCUUGCUUCUGUUAAUUAAAUCUUCAGUCUUAGGAGGUACUGCCCUGUGCUUGAAUGCAGUUGUCUUUGUUUAGACAGCAGCCGAGCCCAGUCAACAAUUAUUAGUAGUAGUUACGAGAUAAGGCAGAGGAGGCAUAUAGGGCCAGCCGUCGUAUAUGCAAUGCAUGAAAGUCGUUGUUGAUUCCAUUCAAGUAACGAAUAAAUAGUAGUUGCUAAUUCUAUUCAUAGUGAUUACAACCAUAGGUAAAUGUAUGCUUCUAACUUUCAUAUGCAUG
Triticum dicoccoides is the source of this 4125-nucleotide messenger RNA. RefSeq names its product mitogen-activated protein kinase kinase kinase NPK1-like. Gene Ontology annotation, biological process: protein phosphorylation; MAPK cascade. The transcript has 6 exons. Bases 719 to 1414 code for a protein of 231 amino acids. Gene Ontology annotation, molecular function: MAP kinase kinase kinase activity; ATP binding. NCBI's taxonomy places the organism in Eukaryota, Viridiplantae, Streptophyta, Magnoliopsida, Poales, Poaceae. Gene Ontology annotation, cellular component: cytoplasm. The record is from RefSeq and is a predicted model, not a curated record.